Molecule: messenger RNA, 549 nt
Organism: Gossypium raimondii (Peruvian cotton)
Lineage: Eukaryota; Viridiplantae; Streptophyta; Magnoliopsida; Malvales; Malvaceae
Product: phytosulfokines 3
Exons: 2
Coding region: 136-399 (87 amino acids)
Biological process (GO): cell population proliferation
Cellular component (GO): extracellular region
Molecular function (GO): growth factor activity
Source: RefSeq, a predicted model, not a curated record
UCUCCCCUUCAGUCCACACGCUUUUAACCCUUCUUCUCUAUAUAUAUUUGACAUCACCAAACCUCCACUCUCCCCAUCUCUUUUGUCUUCACAGCUCCUUAAUUAUCUCUUUAAUUUAGUAAAGCAAAUUAAAAGAUGGCUAAACUUGCCUCCCUUUUCAUCUUAACCCUCCUCCUCGUUUCCACUCUAUCCUUGAGUUUUGCCGCCCGGUCUGGCCCAGCUUUCGCUAACGACUCCCCUGCAAAAACCCAAUCUCAGGCCACCACUACUUCUACUACAACUGAUGGGAUAGAGCAGAGUGAAGAUAGGUGUGAAGGAGUUGGAGAAGAUGAGUGUUUGAUGAGAAGAACUCUUGCUGCUCAUCUUGACUACAUCUAUACUCAGAAACAAAAGCCUUGACUUUUUCUUAUUCUUGUUUCUUAGUUAUAAGCCUUUCUGCUUCUUCCUUAAUCAAAUUGUCUUAUAAUACGUAUAAACCGGUUACGUUUUUCUACUUUUGUCUGUGUUUGAUUCUUCCUUGAUUAUAGUGGGGCUUUGUCAUCACAACCA